Cladocopium goreaui is the source of this 1820-nucleotide messenger RNA. The record is from the annotation of a GenBank genome assembly. NCBI's taxonomy places the organism in Eukaryota, Dinophyceae, Suessiales, Symbiodiniaceae.
GCUUCAGUGAGAAUCAUCACGACAAAUUCACCUUGCAGGAGAAUGUUGACAUUAUCAAGGCCUGCACCUGUCGCACCAUUUCCAUCAGCGGGCUCCUGGUGGCCAUCGCAUUCUUCGCAGGUAUUCUAUUGCCUGAGAGAAACCUCCAAGGCACUUGCAUCGCCUUGGGCUUUGCCGUUUUGGCCUGUGUGGCCACGAAUGUUGUAUUUCUUCCAGCUGUUUUCCUGGCCUUCGGUCCUGUGUUCGUCGGCCGCUCCUUCCUGCCCAGCUGGUGGGGCGACGUGCAGCUGGACGAUGGCGCGGAGGAGGAGGACGAGCGCCAAAGACCGGGGCCAAAGAGCGCCGACAACACCAAUUGGUUGCUCAUCAUGCGUGUGGUGGAACGAGCGCCGCUCAGCGCCAUUCUGCUGGUGUUGCUCUUCGUUUGGCCCGUGCUCUCGGCCGCGCCCUCGCUCCACAUCACGGCAGACCGUUUUGCCAUGAUGCCGCUGUACUCACCGGCGGUGUUGGCCUUACGGAAGAUCCAGGAUGCCAAGCUGUCGACAGGGCUGGUGAACCCCUAUGAGAUCUUGGUGACAGCCCCGAAUCAGCCCAGAGAUGUGCUUCGCGCUGAGCUUUCAAAGGGCUUGGACUCCUUAGGCCUGGCGACUUCGCACCUGGGCCUUGGGAUGAGCGACUUGCAGAAGGCCCUGAGAGAAGGCCAAAACUCCUUGCUUCGCCGUCCAGAGGCACCGGAGGAUCUGUCGGGCUAUGAGGAGUUGUUGAAUGGCUUAGCAUGUGCCAACCGCACUGAGAGCAGUCCCCAUAAUCCACACUGCAACUGCUGUCCCAAUGCCUUCCUCGAGUGUGAAGAAUGUGAUCUUGCUGCGACCUGCGCAUCGCCUGAGAUGCAGGCCCUACUCGAGCUGGCCAAGGAAGGGAACCUGACAGUAGAUGACUCACAGCUGAGGAGCCUCAAAGUUUGCAUCGAGAGAGCGGCCGUGGCAGCUAAGAAGAACCGAACUCCUCCGAUCGCUUUGGACCAGCUCCUGUCGUCCUUGAGGAAGGUGAACCAAUCAGCAGUGCAGAAGGGUUUGCUGCAGCGCUAUCCCUUCCUGGUAGACAUCGUCAGCCAGGUGCAGAAUCUGAGUCGGAAGGAGCGUGGCAUGCUGCUGCUUCCCAGCGGCUUCCAUGCUCUGCUGGAGCUCUCAGACAAGCUCCAGGGCACUGGAGCUGUGGCUUCCAUCCUGGGACCGCAAUGGAUCUUGCAUCAGCGAUUGGAAUGGCCCCUGGUGGUGGCUUUAGCGGCAAAGCCGGAGUUGCGCCAUGGGUAUUCAGCCCUACUGGAGCAGUUCGUGAACGGGAAGCAGGCUCUUCUCCAGGUCCACACGCACUUUCCACCUAUAGGUGCUUUGUCUGCCGACUGGGCCGAAGAAGCGCGAGGCAUCCUCAGAGCUUGGGAGCACAAGCAUCCAGGUUAUAAGGUGCAACUGGCUGGUGGCAACGCAGAGGCAGCGGACACCCGAGCAGAGAUCAUGCGCGCCAUGUGGACCUACUUGGUCGUAAGCAUCUCCUUGAUCAUGAUUGUCCUCUACCUCUCGUUUCAAUCCUUGCUGGUGCCGCUCCGUCUCGCUUUGGCCAUGCUCUUCACCCUUGUGGCCACCUUCGGCAUGGGCGUGCUGGUCUACCAGACCACGCUGCUUCAUGGUUUCAUGCCUCAGUUAAAAUAUUUCAACGGCGUCACCUACGAGGACUGGAUGCUGGAGCCUGGUAAAAUCUAUGCUCAAGCGGGUGGAUAUCCCAAAGGUCAAGAAGACCAUGGAGUUUCUUCCAGGAGGUGA